AGUGUAGUAUCAUGAAUUGACUUUUUUAGUAUAAUUUUUUUUAUCUUUUAUUAUGUUAGUAUUAAAAAGGAAAUUAUAAUUUAAAUUCAGGAUAAUAUGGCGACAAAUGAUCGGUAUACGUGUCCACAUAUCUGUCCAACCACCCGUGGACAUGAGGAAGAAAUUAAACCAGAAGAAGCUGCGGCCAUUGACAAAACGGAAAAUGCUCAUGCCUCACCGUAUGUACCUGGAAGAAUCAAACCGCCAGAACCUAAGGUCUAUCCCCCUGGCGCCCCGCCAAAGUAUCUUCCCCAACCUACAGAUAGUACCAGUGGAGAUAUUCUUAUGAUGGGACCUAUUGGCCCUUGGGCAGCAGGCCAUUUAGAUUGGUCGCCACAUGCCGGCACAACGGGCGUUAGACCAGUCGUCGAUAAAUACUCCAUAACCAGAUAUUCUACUGGAGAGUGGCGAAAGAACAAUCAGUUUACCCUCACUCCACGAGCGACCGAUAAAGCGAAGGCUUUGGAAGCGCAAGCUAAGAUGGAUAUCCAAAACACUUUUAUCAAUAUGGAUAAAAAACACGAUGAAUCUAAUAAAAAGUUGAACAGUCGAAUCAAAGACUUGUCGUAUUGGAAAGAACAGGUUCAGCUAGCAUUGGACAGAAUUACUGAGGAGCUGGCUAUGUUAGAUGAAAAUAGAGCCCGAUUGAAAGGUGCUUGUAGAAUAUUAAUGUUGCCUGAAGCGAUAUCUAGAGAAUGUUUGGAGCUCCGCACGAGUAGAUAUGAGCCCGAUUUAGUCAGAGACGAAGCCGAGCAGGAGUUAAUUAAAGAAGUAGCCAUUGUGGGGGAAAUAAGAAGAGUAUUUAAUAAUACUUUAGCAAAAACUGAAAGGCAAAUUGAAAUGAAUAAAGCGGCCAAGGCUGCCAUCGAACUCGACUGGAGUGAUAAGGAAGUAUCUUUAAAACUCGACAGGCUAAAUGCCAUGCUAUCUCCACAGUCCAAUUUAGUAUUGGCCCACCCCGGCGUCACCAGGUGGCCUGAAAAUAGCACUACGCUCGAAUAUUGGGAGCACUAUUGCUCAGAGAGCAUCAGAAAUUGUGAAGAGGUUAGGAAAAAGUCUGAGCAACUUCGAGCAGAUUUGAUGACGGCCAUCAUUAAGGGAGGUCAAGAUAUGAAAAUCCAAGCGGACAGAACCAACGCUGCACUAGCUGAAACGAUAGACGCAACGGAACAGCUGUGUGAAAAAUUAGAAGAAAAUUUAAAAGAGAAUUUACAAAAGAUCGCUGAUAUAGAAAAUCUAAUAGAUCAUAUUAAAGAGUCGUUACGGAAUAUACAGGAAAGGAAUAAAUGUGUUAUGACCAGACUUCACGGUCGCAAUUAUGAGCGACCGAACGUGGAAAAUUGUCGGGAUGAGGCCCAGUACGCUUUGAUGGCAGAGGCUAAAUUUAUAAAAGAAUCGUCCGCGUCGCUGCAAGACAAGUUGAGGCAAGCAGAAGCGGUGAGGUCGGAGCUGAUGAAGUAUCGAGGAGAGUUAGAGAAGGACAUCGCUUGUAAGCGCAAGAGUCUCAAUAUAGACAAGGAUCGAUGCGCCAGAGUUCGCGCUCACAUGCCCACUCCAGAAGAAUUCGCAGGAGGUUAAAAUAUGAAUUACAUACGACUUUAUUUAACUGUUAAUAAAAACAAAUAACAAUA
Maniola jurtina (meadow brown) is the source of this 1670-nucleotide messenger RNA. It is a transcript of the gene Tektin-A, whose product is annotated as tektin-4-like. The transcript has a single exon. NCBI's taxonomy places the organism in Eukaryota, Metazoa, Arthropoda, Insecta, Lepidoptera, Nymphalidae. The record is from RefSeq and is a predicted model, not a curated record. Gene Ontology annotation, cellular component: nucleus; microtubule cytoskeleton. Gene Ontology annotation, biological process: cilium assembly; cilium movement involved in cell motility. The coding region runs from base 97 to 1617 and encodes 506 amino acids.